AUGGCAGCAGUCUUGUGUGGCGAGCGCAUGCCCAGAGGAUUGUGCUGCCUCACCGUCACGCGCUGGAUUGUAGCAACCGUGGUGGCUGCGCUCGCCGUUACCGUCCUCCUGCUGGUGCUCACCGUCGGCCUCAGGAAAGAGAGCAUGAUUGUCUCGGUCCACCACGGGCAUUUCCAGGUAGCCAAGGAUCUGUGGUCGAUCGAUGAUUCCUUCAAUCUCGAGCAUUAUCCAAAUCGCCAAAAGAUGCCUCCGGUGUCGGCUCCGGCUCCGAUGUUCGAUCGGAAAUAUACUCUGGCAGGGUAUAAAGCAGCAAAUCAGGUGGACAUCUGGGUGAGCAUGGACUUCAAAACCCCCGGCUGCAACGGCGUCCCCAACCGCCGCCGCGGCAAAGUGGUGGUCACUGCCGUCACAAUCUUCGACAUGCCCAAUGCGCCCUCCUUCCUAGGGAUGGUGCAGAUCGCCACUCUCAUCGAGUCCAAUCCGAGAGAAGUAUGCCCCUUCUACCGCGGCGUGGUGGACAGGUGGAUCACUAUCACCAACAACAACACGCUAGACUACAUUGCCAAGACAUAUGGAGGGAGGAGCGAGUUCACAGCCAUGUUGCAGGUAGACACCACGACGACAACCGACGAUAUCACAGCGAAGCCGAAGCACGACACCCACUAUUGCUGGCCAGUGACUAUUGGUCACAGCAGCCGAAGCACCACAGCGGAGCCGCUCACUUGCAAGCACAGCCGUGGCAUCAACUACACCGCUGGUGCUGCAGUCCUGGGGCCACCACCACCACCACCUCCCAGCUCGCCGCCACCGCCGCAAAUUUGUGAACUUUGUGGACAAAAUUAA
Miscanthus lutarioriparius is the source of this 843-nucleotide messenger RNA. The record is from the annotation of a GenBank genome assembly. NCBI's taxonomy places the organism in Eukaryota, Viridiplantae, Streptophyta, Magnoliopsida, Poales, Poaceae.